Molecule: messenger RNA, 1395 nt
Organism: Notodromas monacha
Lineage: Eukaryota; Metazoa; Arthropoda; Ostracoda; Podocopida; Cyprididae
Source: the annotation of a GenBank genome assembly
AUGUCUGUUUUUAGAACUUUGGGCACUCUACGGCGGAGACACGUCUACAAUCUAUUUUGUCAAGUGAGAUUUUAUCCCUUCAAGGGAAGAAAGUAUCCUGUUGAUCCUGCUCAUGAGGAUACCUUACCAGGUCAUUGCAUGUUGCAAGAAUUUCAAUACGUUGCGGACGGGGCGAAAGGAAGCGUAAGACUCUACGGGUGGGGAAACACUGUUUAUGGAGCUCUUGGAGAACCGCUGUUCCUUGAAAGGGAAAGGAAGAGUCCUAAUGCUAAGGCUAUUGAGAUCGUCGAUCAUCCAGCAAGACUGGUCUUUGGUGAACACAAUCAGGUGAAGGAUAUUGCUUGUGGAUAUGGUUUCACGUUAUUUUUGGCCAAGAACAAAGAGGGUACCUUCGUUUAUGGAACUGGUUUGAACUCCGACUCCCAGAUCGGUCACCAGCACCCAACUGGUUACUCGGGUGCCCUGGAAUACAUCUUGUCUCCCAUGAAAAUCCAUCUGCCACUUUCAAAACCAAAAACUACGAAGAUUCUCGGGAUUUCUGCAGGUCGGGCGCAUACAUUGAUUGCUACCGACGCCGAAGGAGUUUACAGUCUUGGGCACAACGGAUAUGGCCAAUGCGGAAGACCGAUUGUUAGCGAUGAAGAUUAUUUCAACUCUGGUUACAUUCACAAAAUGGUCCCGGCUUCCGAAAAUGUGGAAGCUGUAUUCUGUGGUCAAGAUACGAGUUUCCUCUUGAAGAGCUCUGGAGAGGUUCUCAGUUGUGGCUGGGCAGCUGAUGGGCAAACCGGACGUUCAGGCCUUGCGAACCAGCCAGACAUUCAAUUGGUUGAAGGAGAGAUCAAGGGAAGAAAAAUCGUGAAGAUUUCUUGCGCUGGGGACUGUGUACUGGCAUUGGAUGAUCAAGGACUGAUGUUUGGCUGGGGCAAUUCAGAGUACUCCCAGUUCAGUGUUGCAACAGACGAUCAGCAGCUCAACACACCGACGUACCUAGAAGUUGGUAGGAAAGUGAAGGACGUAGCAUCUGCUGGAAGCGCCUGUUUAAUGCUGGAUUCGGAAGGCUCCGUUUGGUCCUGGGGUUACGGGUUUUUGGGUGACGGAUCUGGGAUGCCUACAAUGCGCCCAAUUCCUGAGAAAAUCCCGGAUCCCUUGUUCGGAAAAAACACGUACCGGCCUGACGUUAAAAGCGUAGCAGUUGUGGCUGGCUUACAUCACUUUGGGGUAUUGACGAAUGCUGGAGAUUUGUAUUCUUGGGGCUUGAACCGACGUGGAUGCUUGGGUACUGGAGUCAAGGACAGGGACCAGUAUUUUCCGAUGAGGGUGAGUGUGCCUUUUCCGGUGAAGAAAGCGGUGAUGGGAGUUGACCACACCAUGGUCAUUUGCAAGGACUUCCUCUGA